ACCACGCGCGCAAUAUCCACAAUCAUGGACCUGAGCAGCUUAAAAGACCAAGUGACCAACCUCACCCUCUACGACCUCAAGGCGGGAUUCCGCAAGGCCCAAAAUGCCGUCAUGAACUACACCGAGAUGGAGGCCAAGGUGCGCGAGGCGACGAAUAACGAACCAUGGGGCGCUUCGUCGACGGCAUUACAAGAGAUCGCCAAUGGCACGUUCAACUACCAACUGCUGAAUGAGAUUAUGCCCAUGAUCUACAAGCGCUUUACAGAGAAGGCUUCGGAGGAAUGGCGACAGAUCUACAAGGCUUUGCAACUUCUCGAGUACCUGAUCAAGCACGGUUCCGAACGAGUGAUUGACGACGCGCGGUCUCACGUAUCGCUGCUCAAGAUGCUGCGCCAGUUCCAUUACAUUGACCAGAACGGCAAAGACCAAGGCAUCAACGUACGAAACCGCGCCAAGGAACUCGCCGAGCUUCUGAGUGAUGUUGACCGUAUUCGAACCGAGCGCAAGAAGGCCCGCGCGAACCGGAACAAGUUCGGUGGCGUCGAGGGCGGGGCGAUGGGCGGCUUCUCCGGCAGCGGAGGCUUCUCAGGAGGCAGUGGAGGCGGCAGAUAUGGCGGGUUUGGCAGUGAGUCGGCAGACUAUGGAGGCUACAGAGGGGAGGUUUAUGGCGACGGUGGCGGUUUUGGCGGCAACCAGAGCGGCUUCGCCGACACACAACAGCGACGAGAGCGGUUCGACGAGUACGACGAGUACGACGAGGGUGAGAGCGCGACUCCUGCACCGGCACGAAGAAAAGAACCCUCGGCAACCCGAAAAGAGGUCAAAAAAGAAGAACCAAAACCCAAAGCACCGGAGCCAGUGGUGGAUCUGCUCGCCUGGGACGAUGAGCCUGCGCCAGCCUCGACCGCAGCUGGAAAGAAGCCUGCUACGGCUGCACAUGACGACUUUGGAGACGACGAUGAUUUCGAUGACUUCCAGUCGGCAGCACCGGCGGCUCCAGCAGCCAAGCCAGCUUCGUCGGCGUUCAACAUGGCGCCUCCAGCAUCUACGUCUACCAUUACUUCCUCGACCCAGUUCGCCGCACCGCAGGCUCAGUCUGUCUCACAAAACAACAACCUGAACAACCUGUUUGCGACCGUCUCGCCACCACCCGCCGCCAACAGGAUGGGCGGACCCCCAUCUGUCGCUUCGCCCAUGGCCCAGCCACCGCAGCCGACUGGAUAUCAGGCAACAGGACCCAACUACUUCACCUCAGUACCUCAGCCUUCUCCUCAAUCGAGUUCCUCUACACCUUCUGCCAUGUCUGCCGGCGGGCGCAUUGGAGGAGCUGCCCCCAAGAAGGCUGGCGGCGACGCCUUCGCAUCCCUGCUUGCUACUGCCGCACCCAAGAAGGCUGCUACGCCCACACAAAAGGUCACCAUGGGCGAUCUAGCAAAGCAAAAGACGUCGCAAGGACUGUGGGGUGCUCCGGCAGCUCCGUCCGCCAGUACGCCUGCUACUCAGACACCGCAGUCAGGCUCCAACGCUGGUGGCGCCUUGGGUGAUUUGCUGGGAUGAGCGAUGCUGCAGCACCUAGUCCCCAUAAUGUAUGGCGUUGAGGGGUAAAAUGGGGUGUUGAGAUGGGUUGGUCAAGACGAUAGUGUAGCGCCCGAGAAUACAGCAAGACCGGAUGGGAUGUUGGUUGUGUUUGGCGUGCGCCGGUAAUGAGGUCUCCGCAAAUGCAACCAUGCUAUUGGCUGCCGUGCCGUG
Molecule: messenger RNA, 1749 nt
Organism: Exserohilum turcica Et28A
Lineage: Eukaryota; Fungi; Ascomycota; Dothideomycetes; Pleosporales; Pleosporaceae
Exons: 5
Coding region: 25-1557 (510 amino acids)
Biological process (GO): Golgi to endosome transport; endocytosis
Cellular component (GO): clathrin vesicle coat; plasma membrane; endosome
Molecular function (GO): phospholipid binding; clathrin binding
Source: RefSeq, a predicted model, not a curated record